AUGGAUUCGCGCCUCACGAUGCGCCUGGCCGUGCUGGCGCUGGGCGUGGCGGAAGCCAUGAAGUGCCCGGGGAGUCCGUCCCUGAUCCACGCCUCCGCCAAGGCGCAAGUGCUGGCCAGCGCAAGCUGCACGGAGGUGCAGGAGGAGAUCUUAGCGAGAGUUCGAUCGUCGGAGUGGCAGGAUCCCCACAACGGAGGUACCUACAGUCUGAUCUCUAGCAGUCCGCGAGAGAUGCUCCUGUCACGGCGCACCGGGGACGGGAAGUACACGGACAAGAUGGCCAUGACGUUGGCCCCGGCGGGGGACAAGUGCCAGAUCAUGGGGUGCUCGGAAUCUCAGGUCUUCUCGAUCCGGGACAUGUCCACCAACUACUGCAACCUUCGGAUGCUGUACUGCGGCACUGCCGAAGGUUGCAGCCCCGUGAAGCACGACUUCCCCGUCCUCGAGUCCCAGGUCUCCCCGUCGCUGGGCGCCGGCUCCAGCGCGGCGGCGUGCCUGGCGACGGCCCAAGCUGAGUGUACACGCGGCACCCUCACAGGUGGCAUCUACCACAUGCUCAAAGCCUACGGGGUGCCGCGAGUCUUCGGCGUGAAGAGCGGGUUCGGAGGUCUGCCGGAGGAGCAGAACUGGGUGGAGCUGACACAUGAGGCGGUGCAGGACAUCCACAACAAAGCCGGCACCAUCCUCGAGAGCGAGCGAGGGAAUGCGAGGCAUGCAGAUAUGGCCGGCAUGCUGCAGAUGCACAACUGCAAGCAGCUCUUCAUCCUGGGCGGUGAUGGUGCGCACAAGGGUGCUCUUCAGCUUGGAACUGCCCUAAAAUCCAUCGACCACGAGUGCGCCUUGGUGGCCAUCCCCAGCACGGUGGACAACGACUUGAACAUGGUGGACACCUCCUUCGGCUUCGACACCGCCUGCACCGAGGCCCGGGACUGCGUGUCGGCGGCCUACGUGGAAGCCACUUGCAACGCCAACUGCAUCGGCUUGGUGAAGCUCUUGGGGAACGGCAGCGGCUUCCUGGCCAUGAACGCCACCCUCGCGGCACGGAACGUGGAUAUGUGCUUGCUGCCGGAGAUGGAGAUUGACUUGCCCAAGGUGCUGGCUCACUGCGAGCACGUCAUGGCCACCAAGGGCCAUGCGGUGAUCGUCGUGGCUGAUGGUGCGAAGGAGUCCCUCUUCCGGCGUGCCGGGAUCUCUAUGGAAGGAGACGUGGGCACCUGGCUGCGGGAUCAGAUCAUGGACCACUUCAAGGAGAAGUCGAAGCCCCUGACGGUCAAGUACAUCGACCCAACCUACAUGGUGCGCUCGGUGAAGGCCAACGCCAACGACAGCGCCUACUGCGCCGCGCUGGCGGACCACGCGGUGCACGCGGCCAUGGCGGGGUUCACCUGCGUGUCCGUGGCCGGGGGCCCUGGUUGGGCCCGGGAGUUGUAA
Messenger RNA from Effrenium voratum, 1431 nucleotides. Lineage: Eukaryota; Dinophyceae; Suessiales; Symbiodiniaceae. The record is from the annotation of a GenBank genome assembly.